UGAAGUGCACAGUAUCACUUCAGUUGUGAUUCGAGUAAACGUAAAUUAAUUCAUUAAAAUGCCACAAGCCACAUCAUUGCAACGAGCAUUUACGGUGAUGACUUAUCUACUAUCUUCCAAGGAAAUCAAUCACAUUGAUAAUCAAAAGCAAAUUUGUGAUGCAGUUGAAGGCGCUUCGUUUAAAAUGCAAGGAGCGGAGUCAUUUAUGGAUAAUUAUUCAAUGAAAUUAGAAACGAUUAGCGAUGGUAUAUUCAAUAUCUUAUACGAUGUGCAGAACAGUGCACCAGAAAUCCCGCCAACAAAGCCAUAUGAAUGUCAGAAUGAAUCCUUCGGAAAACUGUUUUGUGAGGACAACAGAUACGCUAAACAUUUAUUGUUAAUAGGGCGUGGUCACAAGCGUAUGUCACAUGAUCUAUACCAAAAGCUCUUAAACGGAAUUCCUUGCGAUAAAAAAUGCAUCGAUAGUAAUACUGACUUCUUUAUUGGAACAAAUAAUUUUAUGCAGCUCGUUCGCAAUAAGUCAUUUGAUGUGCUGUUUGUUUACUUUGAUGCUGAUGAUAUGGAACAUUUUCGUUAUAUUUCCGAAUUUCAAUUUGAUGGUAAAACGUUAAAUAUUACGCGAUCACGCAGUAGUAUGACAGAAGUUUCUUUGAAAGAAUUUAUAAAAAACAUCAAGUUUACAAGUUGGAAAAUCUUUUUGCGAAAAAAGGGUGAAUGAUGGCAUCCAAAUCUAUCAAACUAUAAUAUUUUAUGAAAAAAGUGUUGAAACAUUAAAAGACAAAAAAAAUUUGAAAUAUCUAAAAAUGCGCUAUUUGUACGAUAACCACAAUUUUAUGUACAUAUUUUAUUAAAAU
This is a messenger RNA of Bactrocera tryoni, 854 nucleotides long. RefSeq lists its product as uncharacterized. NCBI's taxonomy places the organism in Eukaryota, Metazoa, Arthropoda, Insecta, Diptera, Tephritidae. The coding region runs from base 59 to 718 and encodes 219 amino acids. The transcript has 4 exons. The record is from RefSeq and is a predicted model, not a curated record.